Messenger RNA from Acanthosepion pharaonis, 3225 nucleotides. The record is from the annotation of a GenBank genome assembly. Lineage: Eukaryota; Metazoa; Mollusca; Cephalopoda; Sepiida; Sepiidae.
AUGGAUUUUUCAUUGUGCGCGCUUUGGCUCCCGUUCGGCGCUAUGACUGUUAUCCCAGUGAAAGUAGCAGUGCGGUGUCGACCGCUUGUGCAGAAAGAGGAAGAUGAUGGAAAUCUUGUUUGUGUGCAUUUUCCAAGUAAUGCACCAAUGAUUGUAGUUGGUAAAAAGCCAUUUACCUUUAACUAUGUCUUUCCACCAGAAGUUGGCCAGGAAGCUGUUUAUGAAGAAACAGUCAAUCCUUUAGUUGGUAAUAUUAUUAAAGGUUACAAUGCUACAGUUCUUGCUUAUGGCCAGACUGGAAGCGGAAAGACUUACACAAUGGGUGGUGCAUACAGUGGUGUUGAUAUCGAUACAGUAACCGGAAUUAUUCCUAGAAUUCUUAGUGAUCUCUUUGUUUCUUUUGCUGAGAAGGACACCCAUGAAUUCAAUGUUUCAGUUUCCUACCUUGAGAUUUACAAUGAAGAAGUUCGUGACUUACUGAACAUGAAUAACAAAGAUCCUUUGAAUGUCAGAGAAGAUGCAAGUGGAAUUAAGAUUCCAGGCCUGAAGGAAAUACCAGUAACUGACUAUAAUUCUACUAUGAAAUGCCUUGAAACUGGUGUCAUGACUAGAACAGUAGGUGCUACUGCGAUGAACUUGGUGUCUAGUCGCUCCCAUGCCAUUUUCACUCUUUAUGUUGACAUCACAAAUAAAAAUGAUGAAAAUGAGUGUUACAAGUCCAAGUUACAUUUGGUUGACCUUGCUGGAUCAGAACGAAUAAAGAAAACUCUUGCUGAAGGCAGUAGAUUGAAAGAAGGCAUUAACAUCAACAAAGGUCUUCUCUGCCUUGGGAAUGUAAUCAGUGCACUUGGUGAAGACAGCAAGCACAUACCUUAUAGAGAUUCAAAGUUAACUCGUUUACUCCAAGAUUCUUUGGGAGGAAACAGUUAUACACUGAUGAUAGCUUGUAUUAGUCCUGCUGACUCUAAUAUGGAGGAGACUUUGAACACUCUUCGAUAUGCAGAUAGAGCCAGCAAAAUAAAAAAUAAGCCUCUUGUUAAUCAUGAUCCUAAAGUGGCUGAAAUUAUCAAUUUGAAAAAUCAGGUUACACAGCUGCAGAUGGAUUUACUGAGUGUAACUGGUGGAAAAACUGAAACAGCUUACAAGGAAUUGAAAGAACGCGCUGAAGAACUUGAGAGACAAAAUAAUGAUCUAACUAAGGAACUACAUGUAUCGCUGGAGCGCAACACCCAACAAUGGGAGCAAAUAAUGCAAUUAGAAUCUUGUUGUGAAAAACAAAAGUCUCACUUGGAAUCCCUUUUGGAACUCUGUGGGAAAUUGACUGAGAAAGAGAAUGAAGAGGUGGCUCCUCUCAAAGAAAACUAUGACAGUAUAAAAAAUGCUAUUGAAUGUCAUACACUUGCUAAACCAGUGUUUGAAGAAUCUUCUAUAGAGGAGCCUCUUGAACAUUCAGGCUUGGAAACAACAACACCAGAUUCACAGCAGUUGAAUGUGCAGCACACCUUAAAACAAGCUGCCAUGACCCGAGAACUUGAUGAAAUUAAUUGUAUCUUGGCCAAAAAAGAACAAUUGGCUAAACAGAUAGCUCAAACAAAUCUGGAAGAACUAAGAUCCCAGUAUGAGGCAGAUAAAAAAGAACUAGAGAUGAAAAUAGCCAGUCUACUUGAAGAGAGAGAAAGCCUCCAAUCUGCUCUGACAACAGUAAAAUCUUCUAAAGUUGAAAAAGUUAGUGAAAAACGUAGACAAAAACUGAAAGAACUGGAACAAAAAGUGGCUCAGCUGAAGAAAGAAAUGAUGGAUAAGGAAAGAACUCUGAAAUCAAAAGAAAACUCAGAAAAACAAGUUACAAACUUGAAUGUUGAGAUUCAGAACUUGAAAUCCCAGAGAGUGAAAUUAAUGAAACGAAUGAAAGAAGAAACUGAUUCCUUUCGCAAGUGGAAACUAAAGAAAGACCACGAGGUUAAUAGUUUACUGCAAAAGGACAGGAAACGUCAAUUUGAAAUAGAAAAACUGAAAAGGAGCCAUGAAAAGCAACAAGCUAUUUUAAAGAGAAAGUCUGAGGAGGCCUGCGCUGCUAAUAAACGACUGAAGGAGGCCAUGAACAAACAAAAAGCUGUGAGAAGUGAGCGCCAGCACCAACUUGAUAAUUAUGGGGCAAGCAAAAAUGCCCAGUCAUUGAAGGUAAUGGUAGAAAGAGAAAUUGAUGUCAAGGCUAGUCUGCAAGAAACUAAACAUUAUCUGAAAACUUUGAUAGAACAGAGAAUUCUUCUAAAUUCACAAGUCAACGAGCUUAGUGAGCGAUUGAAAGGACCUCCUAAAAAGAGAAAAGCUAUUGGCUCUAGUCCAAGUGCUAGUAACAGUUUCAACAUUACUGAAAUUGGGGAACAAAUAAAGCAGUUAAAAGAAGAUAUCAAAAUAAGAAAUAUUCAAAUCACAGAAAUGCAAUAUAAGAUCCAAGAUGCAGAACAUGAUAAAAGCAAAUCUUGCUGGGAAAUACUCCAUUCAAUGAAUGAAGCCAAAGUUGUUAUGAAGUCUCUAUUUGAAAAGACUGUAACUGAAAAGGCAAGGGGUUUGAUUAUGUCAGGAGAAAUGAAAGAAUUACAACAAGGAAAAGAUGAUGCUGAAAAGAGCUUAAAGAGAAAGUUCACAGAAGUUGAGAAUAUAGCAAAAGUAUUUCAAAAUGAGAAAACUGAGAUUGAGCGAAAAUAUGAAAACAGGAUUUUGCGCAUAUUGAAAAAAUUCAGAAGUCUUACAAAUGAAGACCUAAAUGUAACCAUUGAUGAAGGCACAAGAUCAAGGGUUGAAGAACAGGAGAGCUAUGAGCAAAUCAUUAAGACUUUGGAGAAGAAAAUUUCAGCACAAGAACAAGAAAUAAAUAAUUUGAGAAGAGAGGUCUAUGAUGGUGUGGAUACUCCUGAGCUGUUUGACACAGAUUCCAGUGAUGACGAUUCUGACUGGGUUACGCCUUAUGUUAAAAAGGCCAGAAAAAUACUAGAUCCGAAAUGUUGCUGUCUGAAGACUCAUUGUCAAGUAGGUAGAUGUGGCUGUAUUAGAAAUAAAAGACUAUGCAGCUCGAUUUGCCACUGUGAGGGGAAAUGUAGUAAUGGGGUGAAUUCUCCUUCUGAAAGUAGUUCUGAAAGUAUUCCUGAAGACGAGAGUGUCUCUACACCAAAACGUGAUGUCACAAGUUCAACUUCAAAAUCCUUAUUUCAACCAAUUGAAUGA